This is a messenger RNA of Lonchura striata (white-rumped munia), 2121 nucleotides long. Lineage: Eukaryota; Metazoa; Chordata; Aves; Passeriformes; Estrildidae. The record is from RefSeq and is a predicted model, not a curated record.
CCGAGCGGGAGCGGCGCCGCCAUUUUGGCGCUGGGCAGCGGCGGCGGUGGCGGCGCCCGGGAAGGUGCUGGCACCAUGGAGUACGAGCGCAGGGGCGGCCGCGGGGACCGCACGGGGCGUUACGGGGGCGCCCCGGCCCCCUCCGAGGACGGCUCCCGCGCCCAGCGGGACCACGACUAUCGCGACAUGGACUACCGUGGCUACGGGGGACCCCCCGAGGGGCCGCCCGCCGCCGGGACCCCCCCCCAGGCGUCCUACGAGACCACGGAGCCGCCGCGGAAGCGGGAGCCGGCGCGGGAGCCUCCCCGGGAGCCGCCGGCGCUGCCGUUCGGCGCCGACGGCGAUUACCGGGACCAGGAUUACCGGGAGGGCGCCGAGGAGGAGCCGCGGGCCAGCACCAUCGUCAUGCUGCGCAUGCUGCCGCAGGCGGCCACCGAGAACGACAUCCGGGCACAGCUGCAGGCGCAGGGGGUGCAGCCCCGUGAGGUGCGGCUGAUGCGCAACAAAUCCUCAGUGAGCAGGGCUCUCACCAUCGCCCUCCCUCCCCUGUGCCAGGCGUCCUACGAGACCACGGAGCCGCCGCGGAAGCGGGAGCCGGCGCGGGAGCCUCCCCGGGAGCCGCCGGCGCUGCCGUUCGGCGCCGACGGCGAUUACCGGGACCAGGAUUACCGGGAGGGCGCCGAGGAGGAGCCGCGGGCCAGCACCAUCGUCAUGCUGCGCAUGCUGCCGCAGGCGGCCACCGAGAACGACAUCCGGGCGCAGCUGCAGGCGCAGGGGGUGCAGCCCCGUGAGGUGCGGCUGAUGCGCAACAAAUCCUCAGGUCAGAGCCGCGGAUUCGCCUUCGUGGAAUUCCAUCACGUGCAGGAGGCGGCCAGGUGGAUGGAGGCCAACCAGUGCGGGGUGCAGAACUUCAAGCGCCGGGAGAAAUGUUUCAAGUGUGGCGUCCCCAAAGCCGGGACUGGGAGCCCCUGGAGCCCGGUGCCCCGGCCACGCCCCGCUGCCGUGCCCCCGCAGGAAGCGGCGCAGCUGCUGCAGAUGCUGCAGGCGCUGCACCCGCCGCUGCACAUCGACGGCAAGAGCAUCAACGUGGAGUUCGCCAAGGGCUCCAAGAGAAUGUACGUUUUUACGUUGCACGCGGCGCCUGGUGCGGAGGCGCCCUGGGCCGGGGGGGAGGAGCCCGGCGCCGACUUCAGCGGCUUCUACCAAUCAGAGGAGCCGUUCCCCGGGGCCGGCCCCGCCCCCUACGGCCCCGCCCACCUGCGGGGCGCCGCGGCCACGCCCCCCGGCCCGCCCGGCCCCGCCCCCGCCAAGCCCGACGGCCCCGCCCCCGCCGUGCCUGACGUCUCCACGUACCAGUACGACGAGACCUCGGGGUACUACUACGACCCCCUCACGGGGCUCUACUACGACCCCCACUCCCAGGUUUGGGGUUUUGGGGUGCUGGGGGGAGGAAUUCGGGGUCCCCCAAAAAAUUUGGGGUGGGUGCCCGUGGGGGUCCGUGGGCAUCCCGGGGCGCCCCCAGCCCGUGCCCGCCGUGCCCCCCAGAUUGCCAAGGACAUGGAGCCCCCCCCCCGCAGCCUCAACAAGCAGCGCGAGAGCGGGCGCAGCGCCGGGCCCCCCCCGGCCCCCCGCGAGGACGAGCGCCGCGAGGCGGCGGCGAGCCCCCCCCGGGGCUUGGUGGCCGCCUACAGCGGGGAGAGCGAGAGUGAGGAGGAGGGGGAGCGCGGGGGCGCCCCGGGGGUCCCCGAGGAGCCGCUGACCGACUGGGCCAAGCUGGCGUGCCUGCUGUGCCGGCGGCAGUUCCCCAGCCGGGAGGCCCUGCUGCGCCACCAGCAGCUCUCGGGGCUGCACAAGCAAAACCUGGAGCUGCAGCGCCGGAGCCACCUGGGCCCCACCGAGGGAGGAGAGCGAGGGGACAGCGAGGAGAAUGAAGAGGGCGGGGCCUGCACGGAGCCGCUGGGCGAGGAGCAGCUCCCAUUGGCCGAUUGCUGCCUAAACCCCACCUACGGCUACAGGCUCCGCCCACACGGCCACUGCCGCAGCUGCCGGUCAGACACGCCCCUUGCCACGCCCCUUGCCACGCCCACUCAAGCCACGCCCACCCACACACCACACCCGUGA